AUGGAUCUCCUGUGGGUGCUGUCGGUGUCCAUGUUGACGGUGUGCGUUGCCAUCCCCAUGGAUGCAGCGGCCGGGAGCCACAGUAUGUUCACCUGUGAGCCCAUCACCCUGCGCAUGUGCCAGGGGCUGCCCUACAACUCCACCUUCAUGCCCAACGUACUAAACCAUUACGACCAGCAAACCGCCGCCCUCGCCAUGGAGCCGUUCCAUCCCAUGGUGAACCUACAGUGCUCCUCAGAGCUCAGGAUGUUCCUGUGCGCGCUCUACGCCCCGGUGUGUACCGAGUACGGGCGGAUGACUCUGCCCUGCCGCCGCCUAUGUCUGCAGGCCAAGAGCGACUGCUACAAACUAAUGGACAUGUUUGGUGUCAGCUGGCCGCAGGAGAUGGACUGCAACAGGUUCCCAGACUGUGACGAGCAAUACCCCCGUCCUGUAGACCUCCUGUCCAGCUCGGACACAACCGAAACCCCCGUCUCCGUCCAGCGAGACUACGGCUUCUGGUGUCCAAGAGAACUCAAAAUCGACCCCGAGCUCGGCUACUCCUUCAUGGGGGUCCGCGACUGCUCUCCCCCCUGUCCCAACAUGUACUUCACACGCGAGGAGCUGGCGUUUGCCCGCUACUUCAUCGGGGUGGUGUCCAUCGUCUGUCUGUCCGCCACCCUCUUCACCUUCCUGACAUUCCUCAUCGAUGUGUCGCGCUUCCGCUACCCAGAGCGUCCAAUUAUAUUCUAUGCCGUGUGCUACAUGAUGGUGUCGCUGGUGUUCUUCCUGGGGUUUCUGUUGGAGGACAAAGUUUCCUGUAACGCAGCGAGUCCUGGGAGGUUUAGGGCUUCAACUGUGACUCAAGGCUCCCAUAACAAGGCCUGCACCCUUCUCUUCAUGGUGCUGUAUUUCUUCACCAUGGCCGGCAGUGUCUGGUGGGUCAUUCUGACCAUCACCUGGUUCCUGGCUGCUGUUCCCAAGUGGGGCAGUGAGGCAAUAGAGAAGAAGGCUCUCCUCUUCCACGCCUGUGCCUGGGGCAUCCCUGGUGUCCUCACAGUUACCCUGCUCGCCAUGAACAAGAUCGAGGGAGACAGUGUCAGUGGUGUUUGCUUUGUAGGGCUGUACAACAUGACGGCCCUGCGCUGGUUCCUGCUGGCCCCGCUGGGAUUGGACGUAGUGGUGGGUGUGGCUCUGCUGCUGGCAGGCAUAGCAGCACUAAACCGAGUCCGCAUGGAGAUCCCACUGGAGAAGGAGAAUCAGGAGAAACUAGUGAAGUUCAUGAUUCGUAUUGGCGUGUUCUCCGUGCUCUACCUGGUCCCUCUGCUGGCCGUUCUGGCCUGCUACCUUUAUGAGAACAGCUACAGAGGCAUCUGGGAGACGACCUGGGUCCAGGAGAAGUGUAGGGACUACCACAUCCCCUGCCCCUACCAGGUGGAGCAAACCAGUCGUCCUGACCUCGCCUUGUUCCUGAUCAAGUACCUGAUGAUGCUGAUCGUAGGAAUCCCCUCUGUGUUCUGGGUGGGCAGUAAGAAGACCUGCUUCGAGUGGGCCAGCUUCUUCCACGGCAAGAGACGCAAAGACGCGAUGGUCAAUGAGAGCCGACAGGUGCUCCAGGAGCCCGACUUCACCCAGCUGCUGCUCAGGGACCCCAACACGCCUAUCGUCAGGAAGUCACGGGGCACGUCCACCCAGGGGACCUCCACCCACGCCUCAUCUACCCACCUGGCCAUGCUGGAUGAACCGCCCAGCGCCAGCACCAGCCGGGCUGGCUCGGUCCGCAGCGCACGCUCCAAGAUGAGCAGCUACCACGGCAGCUUGCACCGCUCCCGAGACGGCAGAUAUACAGCCUCCAGUUUCCGGGCCAUAGACGACCGGCUGCCCUACGGGAGCAUGCCCCGCCUCAACGACCAAUCGCAGUCCAGACACUGUAGCACCAAUCGCCUGGACAGCCUAUCACGGCAUGGCUCCACCCAGCGACUAGAGAGCCACUCGCGGCACAGCAGCAUCCGGGACCUUAGCAGCGGCACCCAAGCAGUUCUUGGGGUCCCUGGAAACGGGAUCCACAGGGUCAUGGAGGAGGACGGCGCUACAGCCUGAACAGGCAGCGAACUGUAAUCUGGUUUACCCGGAUACUUCAGAAGAUGUGACAGGAUGGGUAGAUGAAAGUAGGAAAGAUGACUUCUUUCAUUUUCUAGAAAGGUGAAGAAUGUGUGAGGAUCCACAGUAAGCUGGACAGGAUACACUGUGGGAUCCACUCCUGGUGAAUCUGGGAGCUCAGCUGAAGCAAAAACUAAAGCUCCAGUUUACUGAUGAAGUUAGCUACAACGAGGCUACAUCCAGCCAAAUUAAGAGGACCGAUGGUGGACUGAUGCCUUAAAACAUCCUCUCAGCUUCACUCGACCUUCAAGCUGAUCCCAAAAACUGAAGUUCAGAAUAAUGUUUGUCCAGUUUACAAAACCAAGAUGGAUUCUGUAGUACUGAUUGUGACCUGUGGAUAGCAAAUGCUGGAAAAUGACAGCAAGACUUCACUGUUGGACUACAUUACUGAGCCAGCCAUGUGACCAACACUGACGGACUGCACUGGAUAGUUGUUUUUAUUAUAACUUGUGCUGUACUUGUUUGUAUAAAGGACUCUGAUCAGGAUCUUGAUGAUAAGACUUUACAGGCUCUCUCUUCUAGUCUGCUUUUUAGCUCGGGACGAAAGCAGGAUUUCUUUUAGGUUUACCUGCUACAUUUGAAUUUUGCACCUCUUCAGCUUUUCACCCUAUUUAUAAAAGGCGAUUUCUUUCACACCCAAACUCCACAUGAAAGGUAACAAACCACCUUUGUGAAGCAGUCUCUACAAAAGCUCUCCUGAACAAAAUGACUGGAUGCCAGAAUGCAAGGGCUGAAAUACAGGAAAAAAGCUGAAUCCAAACUCCUGCCUUAUGUGUGUUCAGACAGAAUGCUAAGAGAACUUGACAGGCAGCAUGAUGAUAUACAAAGUCAAUAGAAAGUUGAAAAAGUUUCAAUUCCGAACGUAUACCAGGGAUUUGAUUCUGCAUCAUAAACGAGAAAAGAGACAGAACUGGAGCUCCUGGUUCAGUCAGACUAAGCUGAACGCUGCUAGUGAGCGUACAGCUACGGCAAUUCACUUUGCUUUCUGUCUGAACACAUCAUUACAGUGUGAAUAGUUGUGCCCUUCCAUUAGAGUCAAAUUGCAAGUAGUUUGUCCCUUUUUAAAAUGUGUCCUUACUGUAAGCUACUGUGAAACGGUAGACAAACACUUCCUCUAGUGGCGAAACUUGUGCAUAGAUGUUAAAACUGAACUUUUUUUGUUCUUUUGUAAUAAAAGUUUUUUUUAAAGAAUGGUCACAGGAUAUUUCUCUGAAGUAAUGACCACACAGUAACACACUGGGGUUGUAUUUGUAACAGCCCUCCGCUUUAUUGAAAUACAUCGGAGUCAGGUUAAUAUGAGUUCUCCACAUAAGUGUGGCAGCCAGUUCCAUACAUUUUGUUUUGACCUUACACCUUAAAUAUUUUUUGUGCAAAAAAGAAUCUACAUCACCUGUAGUGGGUUAUCCUCAGUAAAACACCCAAACCGUUCAAAAAGGAGCAAGUCCAAGUAAAACAAACCGAAAACAAAAUGAUUACAUCUAUAACAUGCAAAACUGUACAAAUUAUUACAAAGCAAUCCUAGAAAAAAAAAAAA
Messenger RNA from Micropterus salmoides (largemouth bass), 3673 nucleotides. It is a transcript of the gene fzd3a, whose product is annotated as frizzled class receptor 3a. Lineage: Eukaryota; Metazoa; Chordata; Actinopteri; Centrarchiformes; Centrarchidae. Gene Ontology annotation, cellular component: plasma membrane. Gene Ontology annotation, biological process: canonical Wnt signaling pathway; non-canonical Wnt signaling pathway. The transcript is spliced from 8 exons. Bases 1 to 2079 code for a protein of 692 amino acids. Gene Ontology annotation, molecular function: Wnt-protein binding; Wnt receptor activity. The record is from RefSeq and is a predicted model, not a curated record.